UACGUAGUUAUAACUUAAUAAAUAUCUCAGAAUGGUCCGCGUGAAGAAGCUUGGAAACUGCAUGGACUACCCAACUGUCGCUAAGCCCGCAAAGAAGCUGCACCAGAGCUGUUUUAAGAGCCAUGCCAGGAAGCUGAGGAGCUCCAUCACUCCCGGAGUUGUUGCCAUCAUCCUCGCUGGAGUUCACAAGGGCAAGCACGUCGUAGUGCUGAAGCAGCUGGAGACUGGUCUUCUCCUGAUCACCGGGCCCAUGACACUGAACGGUUGCCCAAUGAGAAGGAUUAACCAGAAGUUCAUCAUUGCUACCAAGACCAAGAUCGACGUCUCCUCCGUCAAGGUCCCCGAGAGCAUCAACGACGCUUACUUUGCCCGCGUGAAGGCUGAGAACAAGGCUAAGAAGGAAGGAGAUAUCUUCGAGAAGAAGAAGGUUGAGUAUGCUCCUUCUGAGCAGAGGAAGAAGGACCAGGCUGAGGUUGACAAGCAGGUGAUGGAUGCUAUCAAGAAGGAGAAGGAAGGAGCUGCCCUGAAGCAGUACAUGAGAUCUACCUUCGGUUUGUCCAAGGGCCAGUUCCCCCACAAGCUUGUCUUCUAAACCAUAUUCAUGUUCUAGGGGUUUCUAACCAACCAUCUUGUUGCAGA
Eurytemora carolleeae is the source of this 639-nucleotide messenger RNA. RefSeq names its product 60S ribosomal protein L6 (gene RpL6). The coding region runs from base 32 to 592 and encodes 186 amino acids. Gene Ontology annotation, biological process: cytoplasmic translation; ribosomal large subunit assembly. Gene Ontology annotation, cellular component: ribosome; cytosolic large ribosomal subunit. Gene Ontology annotation, molecular function: structural constituent of ribosome; RNA binding. Lineage: Eukaryota; Metazoa; Arthropoda; Copepoda; Calanoida; Temoridae. The record is from RefSeq and is a predicted model, not a curated record. The transcript is spliced from 6 exons.